Psylliodes chrysocephalus is the source of this 2146-nucleotide messenger RNA. NCBI's taxonomy places the organism in Eukaryota, Metazoa, Arthropoda, Insecta, Coleoptera, Chrysomelidae. The record is from the annotation of a GenBank genome assembly.
CAGGAGGCCAGCUGUGAUGGAUGUCGGCGCCGUCGUGGUCUUGGGGAAUGGAUAAUGAACAACCCCACCAAGAACUAGUCAAGUGUGUGGUGGUUGGUGACACGGCCGUCGGCAAAACUCGCCUCAUUUGCGCACGCGCGUGCAACAAACAAGUCUCUUUGUCGCAACUUUUGGCCACGCACGUACCGACCGUAUGGGCCAUAGACCAGUAUCGGAUCUACAAAGACGUUCUAGAACGAUCAUGGGAGGUGGUGGACAGCGUCAACGUCAGUCUCAGACUGUGGGACACCUUCGGCGACCACGAAAAAGACAGAAGAUUCGCUUACGGCCGCUCCGACGUGGUUCUGCUGUGCUUCAGCAUCAACAGUCCCAUCUCCCUACGCAACUGCCGGUUGAUGUGGUACCCGGAAAUUCGUCGCUUCUGUCCCAGCACUCCCGUCAUUUUGGUGGGAUGCAAGAACGAUUUGCGGUACAUGUACCGCGACGAGGCGUACCUCAGCUACUUCCGGGACCGCAGCCCAUUCGUGCGGGCGACCAGAAAGAGCGACCUGGUGAUGCCCGACGAAGCUCGAGACGUGGCCCGCGAGCUCGGUCUAUUUUAUUACGAAGCGUCGGUACUUACCUAUUAUGGAGUUAACGAAGUGUUCGAGAACGCCAUCAGAGCGGCGCUCAUCGCUAGAAGGGCACAACGCUUUUGGAUGACGAACUUGAAAAAAGUUCAGCGACCAUUAUUGCAGGCACCUUUCAAGCCACCCCCACCUCUAAAACCCGAAGUUCAUAUAUCAAUAGGAUCGUUCUCGGACAACAUGCGACAUCUCUGGUUGAGUCGAGCUCACACAGAUGUCGUACUGGUCGUAGGAUCUGUGGGAUUCCCAGCACACCGUUUCAUAUUAGCAGCAUGUAGUAGAGCCUUCUACAGACUUCUCACUGCCGAUUUGAUGGCGCGCAGCACAAGCGACUCCAGCAUGGUAAGUUCCCUGGGCGAUUUCGCCGACGAAACAGAAUGUUUGGUCAAAGCGGAGCAAAAGACUUGCAAACGACGAGCCAGUUGCCAAGCUCUGCCCACUGCCAGAGAAUUGGAACAUCCGGCUUUCCAGUGCAUCAGGAACGUCCAACCAGAAGGGCAGACUGUGGUGACGUUGAGCAAAUUGGUUACUCCUUGUGCCAUGCAGCAAUGUUUGCAGUUUGCGUACACUGGUACUGUCGAUCGAAGUGCUUUGAAUUUACAGUUCCAUAAUUUCCAGGAAACCCGCGAAGCCGCCGAAUUUUUAGAACUGCCCCAGUUGUUAGUGAUGCUUACGAAACAUCCGUUCGUCGCGCCCGAUCCGCCAGACGAAGAUUACGAAAAUUUCAUCAAGAGAAGAUUGCAGGACAUCUGUUUGGAGCAGGGCCUUUUCGCCGACGUCAUAUUCGAGUUAGAUGACGGCGCUUGUACUGCACACAAGGGUAUGAUGGCCGCCCGGUGCGACGUCAUGAAAGCCAUGUUUAGAGGGGAUUUCAGAGAAAGCCAAGCUAAAGUGAUUGAAUUCCCGGGCGUUAGAGAAUACACGUUUCACAAGUUGCUGUGUUUCCUGUACACAGACGACGUACCAGAUGUAUCCGCCGUCCGAUGUGUCAAUUUGCUCGAGCUGGCGAACAGACUCUGUCUACCAAGACUAGUCGAUUUAGUAGAAAAGCGAGUGAUAGAAGACUUGGAGACGCUGCAACCGUCUGAAGCUAUCGAACAAUGUUUAAGACUGUUAGAACCGGUUAAGUUACACAACGGUCACCAAUUGGCCGACUGGUGCAUGAAUCACUUGUGCAUCAAUUACAACAAGCUGUGCAAGAUGUCGCCGCGUAGUUUAAGACUGUUGCAUCCGGACAACCAGGCUUAUCUCGUGGAGCACCGCUGGCCGCCCGUCUGGUACCUCAAGGACUUCGAUUACUAUCAAAAAUGCCUGGUGGAACGCGACAAAGAGCUCAAACCGACCAGCAAUGCGAGCCCCGGCUGUUUGUGUUUCUCGCGCAAAUCAGAGUCCGAUCCUGCGUUGUGUUCGAGCCAACUCUGACCUUGACUGUGACUAAAACGUACACUAUCCGUUUUGUUUACUAACUGUAGGGUUUAAGCGGUAAGGUAUCAAAAUUUUAACGACAAUUGAAAAAUGAC